This is a messenger RNA of Delphinapterus leucas (beluga whale), 5401 nucleotides long. NCBI's taxonomy places the organism in Eukaryota, Metazoa, Chordata, Mammalia, Artiodactyla, Monodontidae. The record is from RefSeq and is a predicted model, not a curated record.
ACCAAGCACCGGCAGCACCCGAAGGAGCUAGUUGUGUAGCAAGCGGUUCUAUCUGGUUCAGCCAUGGACCGGAAGGUGGCCCGAGAAUUCCGUCACAAGGUGGAUUUUCUGAUUGAAAAUGAUGCAGAAAAGGACUAUCUCUACGAUGUGUUGCGGAUGUACCACCAAACCAUGGACGUGGUCGUGCUUGUGGGAGACCUGAAGCUGGUCAUCAACGAGCCCAGCCGCCUGCCCCUGUUUGACGCCAUCAGGCCUCUGAUCCCACUGAAGCACCAGGUGGAGUACGACCAACUAACCCCCCGGCGCUCCAGGAAGCUGAAGGAGGUGCGUCUGGACCGGCUGCACCCCGAAGGCCUUGGCCUUAGCGUGCGUGGUGGCCUCGAGUUUGGCUGUGGGCUCUUCAUCUCCCACCUCAUCAAAGGUGGCCAGGCAGACAGCGUCGGGCUCCAGGUAGGGGACGAGAUCGUCCGGAUCAAUGGGUAUUCCAUCGCCUCCUGCACCCAUGAGGAGGUCAUCAACCUCAUCCGCACCAAGAAGACUGUGUCCAUCAAAGUGAGACACAUCGGCCUGAUCCCUGUGAAGAGCUCUCCCGAUGAGCCCCUCAAAUGGCAGUAUGUGGAUCAGUUUGUGUCGGAAUCUGGGGGUGGGCAGACCAGCCUGGGCUCCACCAGCAGUCAGGAAAACAAGGAGAAGAAGGUCUUCAUCAGCCUGGUGGGCUCCCGGGGCCUUGGCUGCAGCAUUUCCAGCGGCCCCAUCCAGAAACCUGGCAUCUUCAUCAGCCACGUGAAGCCUGGCUCCCUGUCUGCUGAGGUGGGGCUGGAGCCAGGGGACCAGAUUGUCGAAGUCAAUGGCAUCGACUUCUCCAACCUGGACCACAAGGAGGCCGUGAACGUGCUGAAGAGUAGCCGCAGCCUAACCAUCUCCGUCGUAGCUGGAGCUGGCCGGGAGCUGUUCAUGACAGACCGGGAGCGGCUGGCAGAGUUCCGGCAGCGCGAGCUGCAGCGACAGGAGCUUCUGAUGCAGAAGCGGCUGGCGAUGGAAUCCAACAAGAUCCUCCGGGAGCAGCAGGAGAUGGAGCGGCAAAGGAAAAAGGAAAUUGCCCAGAAGGCAGCAGAGGAAAAUGAGAGAUACCGGAAGGAGAUGGAACAGAUCGUGGAGGAGGAAGAGAAUUUUAAGAAGCAGUGGGAAGAAGACUGGGGCUCAAAGGAACAGCUCCUGUCGUCUAAAACCAUCACCACCGAGUUGCACCCAGUACCCCUUCGCAAGCCAAAGUCCUUUGGAUGGUUUUAUCGCUACGAUGGCAAAUUCCCAACCAUCCGGAAGAAAGGAAAGGAUAAGAAGAAAGCCAAGUAUGAUAGCCUUCAGGAGUUGAGAAAGAAUAAGAAGGAACUGGAAUUUGAGCAAAAGCUUUACAAAGAGAAAGAGGAAAUGCUAGAGAAGGAAAAGCAACUGAAGAUCAACCGGCUGGCCCAGGAGGUAUCGGAGACAGAGCGGGAAGACCUUGAGGAAUCGGAAAAGAUUCAAUAUUGGGUGGAAAGGCUCUGUCAGACGCGCCUUGAGCAGAUUUCCUCUGCUGAUACUGAGAUUUCAGAGAUGACCACAGGGCUCCCGCCUUCCCUGCCUUCUGUGUCUCCCCUGGCCCCACCCCUGAGACGCUUCGCAGGUGGGCUGCACCUCCACACCACUGACCUGGAUGACAUCCCCUUGGACAUGUUCCACUAUCCCCCCAAGACUGCUUCUGCCUUGCCUGUGAUGCCCCACCCUCCACCCUGCAACCCACCCCCCAAGGUCCCCGCGCCCCCUGUCCUUCCCUCAUCAGGCCACGUGAGUGCCUCAUCCUCACCCUGGGUGCAACGCACUCCACCCCCCAUUCCCAUCCCUCCCCCACCAUCCAUUCCUACGCAAGACCUCACUCCUACCCGCCCACUGCCCUCGGCACUGGAAGAGGCACUAGGCAACCACCCCUUCCGUGCUGGGGAGACAGGCAAUCCAGCAGCAGAGGACUGGGAGGCAAAGAACCACAGUGGGAAGCCGGCCAGCUCUCCCGUCCCUGAACGGAGCUUCCCACCCACCCCAAAGGUACUACCUCUGUUCUGCAUGCUAUGCUGGGAAGCAGGAAGAGUGGGCCGGGCUGCUGUUUCCCAAGUCCUCCUCUGUUCCUGUGAGUGGAGACGGGAAGAAGCAUCCCCCCACCCCAUUUUCCAAGAACAAGCUUCCCAGCCUGUAUGUUGUGGAUGUCCUGCAUGUGUGUGGUUUCUGCUGAUUUUGAAGUGCUGUAUUGUAUGGUGAAUUGCCUGUGAUACUUGGGAUGAGCAACAUUGUAUCAGUGUUGAUUGCUCUCUCUUUGUUCCACUUGGCUAGUAUGGGCUGGUAACAUUCAAUGUAGUAUUUGCAAGGCUGUGUUAAUGAAGAGCCAGAGCUCUAUUUCUAUGACAGCCAGUUGUUUCUUGAUAUUAGCUCAGAAAGCCUUGAAUAUGGGAAAUUAAUUCUCUGUUUAACAGGGGAAAGGGGGGAUGGGAAGCAGAGGAGCAGUAUUAGGCUCUGUAAAUGAGGGGAUAACACUGUCCAGUAAUUAGGGCAUCACUGUGCCAUUUUCUAUGGCACUAGCCAACUGCGUUAGCUUGAAGCACAAUGCCCAUAAAUUUGUGGCCAGCUUCCAGCUACAGAAAAAAUGAAAAUGGAUAGUUCCUAGAAAGCUCCAAAUUUACUACUAAAAGAUUAGGGAUCUUUUUCUUGGAUGUCAGCAGGGAGAACAGUGAUCAUUCUCAAAAAGACGUGUUUCUCAUUAAUUGUUCUUAACCCAAAGGCUAAGAGGCGAUCCCCAAGGAAGAGAUGGAGCUUUGAUCCUUUGGAGGGAAAAACAAAAUAUUUCUCUGCUCCAGUAGCUGUGAGGCUAAGACUCCAGUCAGAACUACAGCAGCGCAUGUCAGCUAAGGGUGGGGAUUUGGGGGGAGGGUAGUCAGUGGUUCCCGAUCAGUUGUUUUUAUUAACCUUUCCUGCAUGGAUUUGAGUUCCUGCAUGAAGUACAGAAUAAGCAUCUCAGGGCAUUCAGGGGCGCUUGGGGGAAGGAAUGUGGGAAUGAAGAAAGUGCCAGGUGCUGACAAGGCUGCAGCUACCAGCAGGGCACUCUCAGAGGGACUCCCGGUGGGGUCCUGAGCCCCGAGCCCUGGCGGAGAGAAGUCUGUCUGUUCCAAGGAUGUCUGGCCCCAGAGCCCAGGCAGUGCAGUUUGCAGGGGCUGCGUUAGCCUGGCAAAGAGGCCCACAUCCUUCUUGUGAGUGGCCCCCACCAAGAGGGGCAGCAGCUUUCCCUCAACAAAUUCAACUCAGUAAUCAAUUGGGCACCUUCCGUGUGCUUCCGUGUGUGGGAGUGGGGAGCUGUGCUGAAGCGGACACAGAGGCAAUUGGCACACCUGUGCUCUCCAGGACUUUGCUCUCUGAAGGAUUAGUGGCUGACCAGGCAGGAUUCAGCUAUAAAAUUGGCACGGGCUAGGUGCUGUGGGAGGGAUUCAUUCUAAUGGGAAGUUGAAGGCGCCUCUGUAGAGCUGAGCCUUGAGGGAUGGUGAUACAUGGAGGAUGGGAGAAGGGCAUUGCAGGUGCAGGGGACAUAACGAUGACAGGAAGGAACUACCCAGGUUUGAAUCCUGGCUCAGUCACUGGCUAGAUGACUUUAGGCAUGCAUUAUUUCAUCUAUCCGAACCUAGGUAUCCUUGUCCGUAAAAUGGGAAUGCUGACGGCACCUACUUAUGACAUGGAUCAAAUGAGUUAAUACAUGAAUUCAUUCUAAGUUAAUACUUGGGAGAGUGGCAGGCACAUAGGAGGUGCUCAAUAGACAUUACCUACGCUCAGUGACAGAUCAGGGUACAAGACAAUUUGGGUGAAGCUGCAAACGUGAAGUCGGAGGUAAACUGCAACCUUUUGAGUCAGGGUCAAGAUUCAAAAACAGGGUCCAACUUUCUUGGAUUUCCCCAGGCAUCACAAAGUUCCCACUGUUAGUUCCUGAUCAGAGCAGAGAGAAGGUUAAAAGAGACUCUCCCCACACAAGGAGCCUCUGAAGAACUGGACCCUAAAUCUCUUAAGUGACAUCAAAGCCAGUGUUGUCCCUGAUGCGGGGGCUAGGGGUCAGCUGUUUUGGUUGGCUUCAUCCUGCUCGCGUCAGCACUUUGGCCCGUGCACCGCUGACCCUGCCCAACCUUCUCCUCCCUGCAUGCUACUGGCGAGUGGUCAUCAGUGCUGCAGUAGGAUGUGUGGACCAUCACACAUCUGCACAGUCAGCCCCGCUGCCAGCAGGUCUCAGGUGGUGGAAACAAACACCUGUGUCAGGUCGGCACCUGUGCCUGCCACACAGGCACCUGCCAGGGGAAGGUUUUGAGAGCCACGUGUACUCCCAGGCACUGCCCCAUACACCCACCAUAAUACUGAGUCAUUCGUUUACUCAGGUAUCAUGUUUAAUGAGCACCUACUAUAUGCCAGACACCGUGCUGGGCACUAGAGAACCACCACAAAAUAGGCAGCCCAGUCCCUGUCUGAGACUGUCUGGUGGAAGGACAGACAAGUAAGCAGGAAACUCCCACACUACCAGGGCAGAUGAGGGAAGCACAGGUGCUAUGUUGAGGGGAGCGGGUGGAGAGGAAAAGCUCAAGGAAUGGUCCCCAAAGGUGGUGAUACCCAAGCUAACACCUGGGCAGGUAAAAAACCCUCAAGGCAAGAAAACCGGGCAUUUUGGAGGCUUAAGUUAGGCAGUGUGAGAAGGGCGAGGAGUGAGGGAUGAGGCUGCCAAGGAAAGUAGGGAAGCCCAUGGGGGUCAAGCCAAGGAGUUUAGCGGUCAGUGGGGACCCAUGAAGGGUUUGGGGCAGGGCUGUGACCCGAUUUGUCUUGCCCAAGAUGAUCAAGUGGGUUAGAGCAAAGCAGACGUGUUGCAUCAGCUCUCCUGGAUGCCGCGCUUACUGGUCCUCCCUCCCAAACCCCCACCUCUGUGCCCACCCACCAGGGACAGCAGAUGCUGCAUGCGCAGUCUGGGAACUGCAACUGUCUCCUUUGGGAGAGAGGAAGCUGGAUGGCACCCGUGGCCACUGAGAGAGAGCCUUGAAAGUAUCCUCUGACUGACAGUGCCCGCUGGCGCCCCCAUAGCAGGCUCUGGCUCAAGUCCCUGAUUCCUCAGAACCACCCAAAAGUUUCUGUGGUCUCAGGACACACUGUGGCCAAUGGACUUCUUGUCCCCGUCCCUAGGACAUCCGGCAGGGUGAACGGACCAGGCUGGCUCAGUGCAUGGUGUGAAUUUGCCUGUGUGUCAAAGUGCUGUGGUUGGCCUGGGCCACCCGGGCCAUGACCUCACAGGGUCUCUCUUUAAACUAACCCCAUAGACAUUUUGCCCAAGCCCACAGCCUCCACGAGGCCCUGGCGU